AUGGCCUUUUUCUCUGCACAGAACUCGGCGUUCUUCUGGGGAUCGUCCAUCUUCCAUAAUUCAAAGGGCCAGGACUGCCGCUCACUCGAUUUUUUCAAGGAUUCGGAGCGGUUUUUUACUGUGGUUGGCGUUUAUGACGGGCACGGCCUGGCAGACUUUGCAUCUAUGUACGGGUCUGAGUACCUGCCUACCAUGCUUGCAAAGGCUGUCUCUACUGCCUUGAAGCAAGCCCCUCUCAAUGCAAACCAGUCAGUCAUCAUCGCUACCACUCUCUGCAACGCCAUGCUCAACGCAGACGCACGAUAUGCGGACUAUGACCCGCCGGGUAACUCGUCUAGGUCCGGAAGCACAGUAAUCAUGUGCCUAGAGCUCAACAACGACCUUUACUUCAUCAAUACGGGCGAUUCACGUGCCUGUGUGGGAAGUCUAAAUAUCUACCAAUCGAUGCUGAACACCCCCGGCCAGAUAUCCGAGACGGUCAAGAAGUGUGAGCAGGAGAAGGGAACGGUGAAGGUAAGCAAACUCAAUGCAAUGCGGGGAAUAGAGCCCCUCUACUUUGAAGGGUCAGCUGCAGUCGGGGUGGUGGAGCCCAUGUCAAUAGACCACUGUGCCUCCCACAACGCCCGAGAGAUCAGUAGGUGCCGAAUGGCAGGGGCAACCAUAUCACAGAAUCGGCUUUUCCCGGAGACAUGUCUGCACUGGUGGAGCUUUAUGCUCACUAGGACGUUGGGAAACACAUUUAGCAAGGGGAAGGCAAUGGUAGCUAACCCGGACAUUUUUCGGAAGAAGAUAGUGAUGUCUGAUGACGACCUCAGGGACACGCUCUCUGCGGGGAGCGUAUCAGCAGAGCUGGCUAUGACCUCUGCCCGCAGUGUACCUCAUUCCAAUGACAGCAACCCCCGGCCACUGAAGAACCCCUCUGUAUUCUAUGACCUGCGAACAGGGACGAUUGGAAACAGCAUGUGUGACCCUGUCGACUAUGUAAUUCUGGGCUCCGAUGGAGUGUGGGCAGUCCUUAGCAACGAAGAAGUUCAUGCAGUUAUUCAGCGUAACGUGUCCAGCUAUGUGGAAACGGGCAACAUAGAUAACAUAAACCCUUGUCUAAUCGCGUCCGAACUCAGUCACAUCAUUAUGAAGAAGGUCGCAGAGGAAGACCUAUAUGCAGACGAUAUCACCAUCAUCUUGGGCUUCAGAAAAUCCUGCAUCUUCGCUGGGAACAGAGGCUGUGAUCCCUCAACUUAUAUUUUCAAGCAAAGCACCGGAGAGUGCAUCGACCUAGUCAAGCAGAAGGAAACACUGAAGAAGCUGGACACAUGGUAUUCGGACAUUCAGUUGUCUUUUAAAACUUACUACAAGGGCGUUGCUAUGCACGGGGCAUGCACCUAUGACUCUCUUCUGAAACUUUUAUAUACUAAUCACUCUGUACCUAUGACCAACAUGCUCAAUAAAUACCGCUUUCUUCUAGACAUAGACAGGAUUAUCAAGGAGGUUCACACCAGGUAUAAAAUCCUGAAGGGUGAAUCAAACCAACCUUGA
This is a messenger RNA of Giardia duodenalis, 1536 nucleotides long. RefSeq names its product Protein phosphatase 2C. Gene Ontology annotation, biological process: protein dephosphorylation. Lineage: Eukaryota; Fornicata; Diplomonadida; Hexamitidae. Gene Ontology annotation, molecular function: protein serine/threonine phosphatase activity; cation binding. The transcript has a single exon. Bases 1 to 1536 code for a protein of 511 amino acids. The record is from RefSeq and is a predicted model, not a curated record.